CUGCGCAGCAUUUAUAAAUAAAGUUUUUGAGAAAAAAGCUAAAGACAACAGACUAGCUGGAGAGUUUAUAGCUUAAAAACUAAUAGCUUUUCAAAAGAGAGAGGACUGUAACAUUAGCUAUGUUUAAGAAUAAGUCUGCCUGGUUCUCAAACAGUGUGCCACAGGCAUGUCACUACUUUUGGAUAUUGGAGGGUGGAAGCAUUAGUGGUUGCAGAACAGCAGAUUACCUUUUCAGUGAAGAUGCUACAUGUGUUGAUACUCUCAGGAUAUUUGAGAGCAAAGACUAUCUUUGGAACAAGGUAGCAGUUUUUCACAGCUUGUUUCUGUCUGCCUGUGAGAGGCGCCAGAGUGUGAAGUCUGUGUGCAUUGGUCAUUAUGUGCUGCCUCCAGCCUCAGUACAGGAUGAGGUGAGACAGGUGGUUGGUAGGUUGAUUUGGGAGUGUGAAGAUGAGCAGUCAGUGGCAAAGAGUUUGAGUUGCCAGACAGAAGAUGAGUGCAGUGAAGUCACCAAAAGCGAUUCUGAACCAUCUGACACAGACUCAUCAGAAAGUGAAGCCCCUCUAUGUGCUCAUUUUCCAGUUACUAACAAGGUCACAGGGUACGUCAGCAUGGACAGCCUGCAGAAAUAUACAGGUGAUCUGUGUCAUUUCCAUCCCGGAUGUUUCCGAUGCUCCAGCUGUAAAGGCCGCCGCUGCCUGUUGCACACAUAAGCACAAUUGCAGUGAAAAGCAUGUUGCAAGCUGUAGAAAAUGUUCUGUCAAAAUGAGUUAUUAUAGUUUUAUAUUACGACAUGUUUGUAUUGCCUAUCUGCACUUUUCUAGGCAGUGUAGAUGUAUACACUGACAUAAAAUAAGUUAGUGUAACUUGGCUAAAGCUGAUCUCAUGUUGUUGACAUUUAUUUUUAUCUGCUAAUUGUUUUAUCCAUCUAACAUAGCUAAUGUAGCUAUUUUUUCAUGUUGUGCAUUGAAAUGAGCCGAAUAGGUCGAUUUGUAAUCAAAACUGUAAUAGUGCCGUACUGUCUGGUUUCUGGAAUGACAAUGGAGUGAGGAUAGACUUGCCCCCGUAGGUGCCACAGGGUUUGAACUUGUGUGUUCAACUGUGCUUUAGCUUAGUUUGUAGGCUAAAUAGCAAGUGUAAGAAAUCCAGCACAUAGUGUUAUAUGUAGUUUUAUCGACCAGCAAUGUCAUGCAAUGGUGUUUAUUAACAGACUUCAUAUAGGCCUUUUUAGUUUUGAAACACCACUUUCAUUUAGUGCAUUACUAAUGAGGCGUUUCCAGGUCAAAGCUGUUUUUAUAUCUUGUUCAUUUUCCUUCUCAACAGUUGAUAGACAACAAGAACCAUGUCAAAAAUAGAAAAUGUGUAUUGUCCAAACAAACAUACCAUAAUGGUAAUGCUUUACAGUCGUUUACUAUUUGUUUAUUGAUAGACUGGCUUAAUGUGUUUGUUUAGUCAUAAAGAUGUUUGUAUUUAAUUUUGGAAACUUCAGUUAGUUUUUCUGUAGAUGCCAUCAAAAAAGUUAAACUAACUCUAAACUCUAAAUAUAUUGUUGCCAUAUCUUGAGAAAUAUCUUAUGU
Molecule: messenger RNA, 1574 nt
Organism: Cottoperca gobio
Lineage: Eukaryota; Metazoa; Chordata; Actinopteri; Perciformes; Bovichtidae
Gene: terb2
Product: telomere repeat binding bouquet formation protein 2
Exons: 7
Coding region: 120-710 (196 amino acids)
Biological process (GO): homologous chromosome pairing at meiosis; meiotic attachment of telomere to nuclear envelope
Cellular component (GO): nuclear inner membrane
Source: RefSeq, a predicted model, not a curated record